Molecule: messenger RNA, 658 nt
Organism: Chenopodium quinoa (quinoa)
Lineage: Eukaryota; Viridiplantae; Streptophyta; Magnoliopsida; Caryophyllales; Amaranthaceae
Exons: 2
Coding region: 59-589 (176 amino acids)
Source: RefSeq, a predicted model, not a curated record
UGUGGAAUUGUGGCUGUUGAAAAAUACAAAAUCAUAGCACAACCUUAUCCCUCCUCAAAUGCAUCAUCUUUGCUCUCUGUCACCUCAAACUCCAUUACCAACAACAACAAACAACUACUUUCACUUCUUCAAUCCCAAUAAUUCUACUACUAAUCAUGGUUUAUAUGGAAUUAAUUGGAGAUUUAAUCCACUAAAUAUGCUACCCAAAAGAGGCAUUUAUCAUCAAGGGUGGAUUAUUUCAUCAGCAAUGGAAAAUGAUUCAAAUUUUGAAGUGGACCAAGAUAAGGCUAGACAAGCUCUUAGUGAUCUUGACCAACAGCUUGAUUCUCUCUCCUCCAAACAAGUCAAUCCUCCUAAAAUUAGAGCCUCGAGUAUUGGCGAUUUGAAAGGGCAAGUGAGAGAUGAGCCACCAGAAAUAUCAGGAUCAUAUUUAGGAUAUACAGCAUUUGUUCUUUUUUUGUUCACAAUAUUUUAUAAUGUACUUUUCUAUACAGUCAUUAAACCUUCAGUCGAUGGACCAGAUGAAGAUAUUGCAUCUACUGAUGUUACUUUAACUUAUCAAACUCCCGAUGUAAUAAGCCAACCAUAACAAUAAAAACAUUUUAAUUUGAUAAUAUAAAGUUAAUAUUAUCUUAUUCGUUUAAUUUAAUAGCACCUC